Gossypium arboreum is the source of this 523-nucleotide messenger RNA. RefSeq lists its product as uncharacterized. The record is from RefSeq and is a predicted model, not a curated record. Lineage: Eukaryota; Viridiplantae; Streptophyta; Magnoliopsida; Malvales; Malvaceae. The transcript is spliced from 5 exons. The coding region runs from base 3 to 305 and encodes 100 amino acids.
UUAUGCUAUCAUCUUUCUCCAUAGCUGAAUGUGAAAAGAAAAAGACGUGUUUGGAAGCUUUGAAUAUUCGGCACCUUUGGAAGCUUAAUUCGGAUUGGCAAAAGUGGAAUUCAGAUUUGGAUCGGGGGGAAAAUCAAAGUGGUCGAUUAUUCGUCUCGUUUCGAUUACCGUUGUCCGAGAGUUUCAGUGAAUUGCUCGAGUUGGAAGUUGUUGGAGACGUCAUCACACUAUCCGGUUAUCAUUUUGCUAAAAAGGAAAAUGAGGCAUCGGCAUCCAAAGGAAAAAAAAAGAUCGUUGAGGAGUAAACUCGUGUUCCGGGUCAUUAGAGUUUCGGAUCCAGUCUAGCAUCCAAAACAAACUCGACUCCAACAAAAUGAUUUUGGUGAUGUAUUUCUUCCUUUGUUAAGUGGCAUGUACUAGGUAAUUGCAUAAAAAUUAUGUGUAUACAUUAAGUUAAAUGAUUUUGGUUGUAUAUAAAUGAUUAUAAUGUUUUGGAUUAUGAAUAUGAUAUAAAGUUAUGAAA